Messenger RNA from Fusarium venenatum, 744 nucleotides. Lineage: Eukaryota; Fungi; Ascomycota; Sordariomycetes; Hypocreales; Nectriaceae. The record is from RefSeq and is a predicted model, not a curated record.
AUGCCUUUCAUCAUUUCUUUCUCUUUUUUGGUCGGGGCUAUCGUGGCACCAGUCUCGGCAAGCAUAUAUCCAGUCAAUGUGCCCUCUGGGUUCUUUACUGGUGCUCAAACUGGUAUUGGUUCAUGGUAUCGUGCCUCUUCGAACCCCGAUUCUACAAACGGACAGAGCUGGUGUGGCUACAAAUACUACAAUAGCGAUCCGGUUUUCGCAGUCUCUUUGAAAGCAAUGGGAGGGGCUACAUGGAACAGUAACCCAGAUGCCUGGAGAGCCCAGACUCGAAAGUAUUGCGGCCUCGAAGCCAAGGUCACCGACCCAGUCACAGGCAAAUCCAAGCUUAUGUACAUUGGAGAUUCUUUCGAUGAUGGUUGGGUCAGAUCGCCGGGUUCCAUUGACAUCAUGAUUGAUGCUUUCUCUGCAAUCCAUGGUAACCCAAACGGAAACAAGAACGACGUUAUUAAGGACGUCCAAUGGGAGUUCACAGGUAACGUUAACACCCAGUAUGCCGCACCGGGUGCAUCGUGGCCAGCCAAGUCAGGCUCUUCUGGAUCUGGAACAUCAGAUGGCGCACUGGGCUCCAAGUGCGAUGGAAACACCAAGCUGUGUAAGAGCGGGCUCACAUGUCUCAGCCCUGAUGGUAUCUGCAGUGAUCAGGCUUGUAACUGGGGAUGCCAAGGGUGGUCUUGUAGUGCUAGCGCUCCCUGCCAAAAGCCUACGACGUGUGUCAGCGGUGUUUGCAAAGCUUAA